UUGCACGCCUGGACACGACCCUUCUACGUGCGGCAAUCGAAGAAGAAUGCUGACGAUCUUUGCUUUCACAAUAGCGCUAUUACAGCCAUCUGCAGUCUUCAGUGAUGAUCUGCUGGUGACAGUUCCAGGCAGUCUGAAACUGGGCGUUCCUAACAACAUCGUGCUACACCUCGAUUCGAGUUCUAGCCACACUGUGACCAUACAGGCGUACAACGAUGGUAAACGUGUGGCCUAUCUACAGAAAGUCGUUGAACCUGGAAGUCACACCACUUUGCCUCUCCAGCUAAAUGCGACAGACAUCGAUGGCGGAAAGACUGGAUCUCGUUGCAAUGCCAGUGUUAGUCUGCUUAUUCAAUGCCCUGCUCUGUCUUUCCGUCGUCAGAUGGAAGUGUUGCUUGACUGUUCUGGCGCGUCUGCUUACAUUUUCACGGACAAGAGCGUCUACACUCCUGAACAAACUGUCUCGCUUCGUGUUGCUUGUUUGGAUUGGAAGUUGACAAGUUUUGAAGAGCAGCUCACAAUUGAUGUCAAGAAUCCAAAAGGAAUUAUAAUCCGGCGCUGGAUUAGCGACAUUCAGAAAGGAUCACUAUUUGAUGACUCAUUUACAAUUGACAGUAAUCCACAAUUUGGCAUGUGGAUUGUUGAUGUUCGUCCUAAACAAGACAGUAAGGCACUGCCAAUGGGCAGUAUUCAGUUUGAAGUUAAAGAUUACGUUGUGCCUCGAUACGAAGUGAAAAUAUCAGCUCCCGAUUAUAUUAUGAAGUCAACAGCACCAUUUUAUAUCACAGUAACAGCAACUUACAUGUAUGGUGAGCCAGUGAAAGGCAAGGCUGCAAUAGAAACUGGUGUUAUUUUUGAAAAAAAGUACCGUCCAAUUAGAACAGAUCAUACAGAACAAUCACUAGUUGACGGUGUGGCGCGAUUUCGAUUACCUGUAGAGAAGAUUGAACAAGGAUUGCCGUAUGGAUUUCCUUUGGGAGGAAUCUUGAGAGUAAGAGCAAUAGUCACUAGUGAAGGAGUGAGUCUCACCGAAGAAGCCUCCAUCGAAAAGACUGUAUUCUCCGCCAAAUCAGUGCUACUUGAUAUGUCAAGAAGCAGGGCAUUCUUCAAGCCUGGACUCAUGUAUGACUUAGAGGUUUUGGCUCGAACUCCUGGUGGCUCAGUUGUGGCUAGAACUGAGGUGACAUUGCAGGCAUUUUAUAAAACAAAGGAUUCGACAGAAUUGUCUCGAAUAUUGUUUACGGGAAAUGCUCUAUCAAAACGGACGACUGAUGAUUCUGGAUUUGCUGAUUUUGCUUUUGACGUCCCACAAGCAUCUGUAAAAGUUAAACUGCAGAUAAGGGCACGUGGUAACCCUUGGACUGAGACAGAGUUGUUCCCAGAGGGAUCUGUCAAUGGCAAAUAUCUUAUGAUACGGCAACGUCGUACACGUUAUGAGAUCUGUACAAAUUCAGAAAAUCCGUGUGGAGAACAGCAGUACAGCGUGUAUUCUUCCGACUCUGGCAUAGAAACUACUCUCUGUUACACGCUUAUUUGUCGUGGAGAAAUUGCAGUCUCAAAAUGUCGCUCUGUCAGCUCCUGGCCAUACCAAAUUGGCAUCGAACUGCUACCAGUUGCAAGUCCUUGUUGCAAACUUCUGGUUUACUACCAAGAUCAACAAUCCCUAGUGGCCGACUACAUUUUUGUGUACAGUCAAUUGGCCUUCUCCAAUAAUAUUUCUUUAACACCACAAAGAACUAAUCGCCCGUACUUUACACCCAAUGAAGAGGUGUCCAUAGAUAUCGAAGGAAUUCCUGGUACAACAGUUUAUCUGUCUGCCGUAGAUGAAGGUGUGCAGUUGCUAGGAGACAACAGACUUACAGCGGCAGAGAUGUUCAACAAUCUUAAAGGCUGCAAACUGGGAUGUAAUGCAAUUGGAGGACGUGACAGUGACACCAUUUUCCAGAAUGCUGGUCUUGUAUAUGCGAAGAAGUCAAAAGCAACUGACUACAACCCCAUUUGUUUUUCGCCAGCAAAACUGGAGCAUUCUUUUCCAAAUCUGGAAGCUUGCUGUGAGAGUGGUAGAGUUCACUGUAAGGACUGCGGUGCUGGGAGGAAGAACAUGCAUACUGAAGGGAUACACACUGAAGCAUGUCGCACUGCUUUCUCUCGUUGUUGCAUAGCUGCCAACGAGUAUGACUCAUGCAGUAUUGGAGGUCGGGUUAGAACUACCAGGACUACUGGUCAUGGAUCGUUUGGAAGUAGCCAGGACAUUAAACCAACGGUAUAUCGAUCAUAUUUUCCAGAAUCCUGGCUCAAGAUGACAACAAGAAUUGGAGACCGAGGAAAGACAGUUUUGCAUGUUAAUGUUCCAGACUCCAUAACCACCUGGCAAGUCAAUGCGGUUGGAAUUUCUGGCACUGGAAUAUUUGGAAUGGCUUCACCUCAGCGCCUAAGAGUAUUUUCUCCUAUUUCUCUGGAAGUCACUUUGCCAUAUUCCGUCAUACGAAAUGAGCAAUUUAUUGUAAAAGCGACGGUUUACAACUACAAUCAUCUAACAAGCAUUGAUAACGUUGCAGUAAACAUGAAGUCAGAUUCGUUUUAUAUGUGUACAACUGCCGGCACAGAAAGAGCUACCGAGAAAAAAACAAUUGAAACGAUCCCUCCAAAGUCUAGUCACACGUUUCAGUUUCCUGUUGUUCCAUUAUCUGUCGGUGAGAUUAAAAUAGAGGUCAUUGCAGAGCUAGAGUUACUACGAGAAGUGGUGACAAAAACAGUAAUUGUUGAGCCGGAAGGAGAAGAAAAUGAGAUUUCUUUCUCGAACUCAUUAGAUCCAAGUUCUAACGGAGGACAGCAGAAUUUCAAUUUUAACCUAAGCAUUCCAGAACACUCGGUCAGAGACUCAGCUCAGCGUUACCUCUAUAUAACAGGCAAUAUGUUGGGUCCUGUGGUAGCACUGCAAGGGUUUGAUAGUCUUCUUAGACAGCCUUAUGGAUCUGGGGAACAAAACACGAACAUCUUCUGCACAAACGUUAUUGUUCUACUGUAUCUCAACAACACUGGACAAAUCAACAAACAAAUUUUAGAAAAAGGAAUUGCCAAUAUCCGCAACGGUUACAGUCGUCAAAUGAUGUUCAGAAGGUCUAGCCCACCUGGAUCGUUUAGCACAUUUGGAGACAGUGAUGCUUACGGAAGCACUUGGCUUACCGCUUUUGUGUUAAAGUGCAUUUGCUUAGUGUCAAGGCUGGAAUUAAAUGGUUCGAUUGUGGAUCCUUUGGUUAUCAAGACUGGGAAAGAAUGGUUGCAAAAGCAACAAGAACUGACGGGACAGUUCGUUGAUCGAGGUCUGCUAGUAAAUGUUAGUCUUCAGGGAGGUGUACACAAUUAUUCUCACUCUUUAACGGCUUACGUUUUGAUCUCGUUUCUCGAGUGUAGUUCAAUCGCUGAUUCAAUUCAGGAAACGCAGACUACAGUAAAUCAGCGAGUUUCUCCAACAGUAACGUGGGCAGCUCAGUAUCUCAACGUCAGCAUUAACAACCACAAUGGCACAGCAUUUGAGUCAGCUAUUGUUUCGUAUGCCUUAUGUUUAGUUAAAGACCGGAGAGGAGCAAGGGAAGCUUUAAGAAAGCUGUGGCGCAUGGUUCGUGUCAAUGACGUGAAUGGAACUGCUGAUUGGGUUAGUAAGAGCCCUACCAAAGCAGUGUCAAUCGAAACGGCUGCAUAUGCGGUAUUGGGUUUCCUUUGUAUAGAAGAUCAUUCGUCUGCUAGUCUUGUCGUCAAUUGGCUAAACACACAACGUGAUUUAGAUGGAGGAUUUGUCUCAAAACAGGACACCUUGAUCGCUAUGCAAGCGCUGGCCGCCUAUGCUGAGAUAAGACAUGAAAAUGACUCUAUUCUAAUCAUUAGUGUCAAGAGUUCUGAGGAGGAUCAAACACAGUCCUUACAAAUACAAAACGACCAAGCCAAUGUUCGUCAAACAAUAAACGUUUCCUUAAGUUCAAAUGUUCAAGUAAACGUACAAGGGUCUGCAACGGGACUACUGCAGGCUGGAAUACGGUAUAACACUCUUACUAGAAAAAAAGUCUGUAACUUUUCAACCAAUGUUGACAAUACGUUCGACGAAAACACGAAGACGAUGGAACUAACAGUCUCCGUCAAAUUUAAAGGCGAGGGCAACACUGGUAUGGCUGUGGUAUCUGUUCGUCUGCUCUCAGGCUUUGUUGUUGAUGUGGAGUCGCUCAAAAGAGUAACACGCGAUGUGGUCCUGGUAAAUCUUUAUCACACUGAAAAGCAGUCCGUGAACUUCUACUUUGAUUACAUUCCAAGUGAAUCAUUCGUUAGAUUUUCUUUUACUGCAAGAAGGCUGAUUGAAGUAGGAUUUUUGCAACCGGCGCCGGUUACUGUUUACGACUACUACCAUCCAGAUGUCAGCUGCACAGUUACUUACGCACCUGAUGGUGAAAGUUUGUUAUUAGCUUUGUUAUGUAAAGGAACUCAUUGUCAAUGUGGAGCAGGGAAAUGUCCAUUUUGCCAAAAAUUUGAGAACAGCAGGAACAAGCCCGAUAAAGACAGUCCAAAAUGCGGAGACAAGUAUCCUCAGGCAGAGCCUAAAAAACAAAAAAUUACACUAGAUGGAUUGAAAAGAGAAAUAUGUUCAAAAGACUUUGCCUACAGAAUUUUAUUAACAAGCUCCAAGACGUGGUGCAAGAAUGGUUGGACUAAGAUAUUGGGAAAAAUUGUGAAAAUCCAUAAACCAGGAAUUCGCGAGCUGAACGUCGGUAAAAUGAUUAGAAUAUGGAAAAGAGCGGAUUGCGCUUGUCCAGGCUUUGUGAAAGGAGAGGAGUACCUCUACGUCGGGCAUGACGGUCCCAAAUUUCUGGUCGAUCACAAUUCAAUUGUGUUGAAAUGGGAAAGAAAAUUGUUCAAAAAUUAUGUUAAGUUUUUAGGUAUACAAUGUCCGUCUCUUGAACGUAUAAGAAACGGCAGAUAUAUCAUGAAUAACGACAGCAGAUAUGUAGACACCAAAGCGCACUACACUUGCAACAGAGGCUACGAUCUCUUUAUGGAUGCAGAGAGGUCAUCUUACAACCGCCAAUGCCGUCAAGAUGAAGACAUGAAAAGAUGUGAAGGACACUGGAGCGGAAGAAAACCGUGCUGCAUACCAAGAUCUUGUCCGAAUCCUAAACCAUUUGUGAACGGAACGGUUAUUGGAGAUCAUUUCUUUUAUCCGGAAACAAUUUCAAUCAGUUGUGAUGUCGGACACGAAUUGACGAAAGACGGGCCAGCUUAUCAAUGUGAUGAAACCGGUUCUUGGGUUCCUCUAUCUGGUCCAUGGGCAAAAAGGCAUAACCCCUAUAAUUUGCGCGCUGCGGCAGAACUGCAACUAGUCCAAACUUGUCUAAGAAGAAAUAGCAUUCAAACGGAAAAUUUAGAAAAUUCUGAACUAAAUUUUGCAAGAUGCGAACCGGUCGGCUGCGGAAAGCCGAAAAAUCCUGUGGAUGGACAAUGUUCAGGAACUUACUAUCAGUUUGAAGGAGUUGCGCAAUGUAAAUGCAACCGGGGAUACUGCAUAGUUGGACCAGACGAAACUCAAUGUAACUCAUCAGGACAAUGGUCGAAUAAGGCACCCAGCUGCAAAAAAAUUCAAUGUCCACCUCUUAGCGAUCCCGAACAUGGUACAGUACAGUUGAGCUCAGAACAAAGGUUUGUACAUGAUACGGCAGUUUACAGCUGUCAUUCCGGCUAUGAACUAAAUAUGGAUAAAAAGAUUCAAAGAUUUACUCGAAUUUGCUUACAACUCGAUAAGCCUUACAAAUGCAACGGAGCGUGGAGCGAAAAACCGCCAUGUUGUAUACCAAGGUCAUGUCCGGAUCCUAACAAUUCUAACUUCACAAAUGGAACUAUAGAGGGAAAUGCCUAUUUCUACCCCGAAACAAUCUUCCUAAAUUGCAGUGAAGGUCACGAGAUCGUCGACGGAGGAUCCUAUUUUCAGUGCAAUCAAAGUGGCCAGUGGAAUGAAAUAUCAAAAACCAGUGACAAGGCAUUACAGCAAGCCAAUGAGAGAAUCAACUCAGAACGUGAGAAAGUAAAAGUCUGCAUAUCGCCAAAGUCAAAUUCAAUUAAAACAAGGCACUUUCCCACCAAAGUGAGACAAUUUCCUACCUGCCAACCUAAAAUUUGUAGGAAACCUGUUGUCGACAGUCACUGUACUCUGGUGUCAACGAGCUUCCAAUAUCGAAGCAAAGUGAUGUUUGACCGCAACUAUGGAUAUUGCGUUGUUGGUAGUACUAGCUCUCAAUGCAAUUCAGAAGGACUUUGGUCAAAUGCGUCACCAACCUGUGAACGUAUACAAUGUCCGUCUCUUGAACGUAUAAGAAACGGCAUAUAUGUCAUGAAUAACGACAACAGAUAUGUAGACACCAAAGCGCACUACACCUGCAACAGAGGCUACGAUAUCUUCAUGGAUGCAGAGAGGUCAUCUUACAACCGCCAAUGCCGUCAAGAUAACGACAUAAAAAGAUGUGAAGGAUACUGGAGCGGAAAAGAACCGUGCUGCAUACCAAGAUCUUGUCCGAAUCCUAAGCCAUUUGUGAACGGAACGGUUACUGGACAUCAUUUCUUUUAUCCGGAAACAAUUUCAAUCAGUUGUGAUGUCGGGCACGAAUUGACGAAAGACGGGCCAGUUUAUCAAUGUGAUGAAACAGGGUCUUGGGUUCCUCUCUCUGGUUCAUUGGCAAAAAGGCAUAAAUCCUAUAAUUUGCACGCUGCGGCAGAACUGCAACAGAUCAAAACUUGUCUAAGAAGAUAUAGCAUUCAAACGGAAAAUUUAGAAAAUUUUGAACUGAAUUUUGCAAGAUGCGAACCGGUCAACUGCGGGAAGCCCAACAAUACUGUGUAUAGACAAUGUUCAGGACCUUACUAUCAGUAUAAAGAAGUUGUGCAAUGUACAUGCAACCCGGGAUACUGCAUAGACCAUGAUAAGAUAACUUGUGACGCAAAAGCUAAAUGGUCUCCAUCAAUACCAACCUGCUCAAGAAUUUAUUGUCCUCAACUGAAGUAUAAUGCGACUCGAAUGUGGUUAACAAUAAAAAGAGAUGGACAAGCAAAAGACUGCCUUAAAGACAAGUUUUGCUAUGGAGAUACUGUUACCUUUGAUCCUCGCCCUGGUUACUCCAUCGACCGCAGCGUUCAACUUGUAUGUGAGCAAUACAAAUCAAGCCCUCGUCAAUGCGCAGGCUAUUGGCAUCCCGAUGAUCGACUACCACAACCUCUUGAAAAGAUUUGCACUCCUCCUCCUGUAAAGAUCAAUAACAGACUUGUCCAUGGUAGUGAUUUUACCGUCGGAUCCACAAUCAGUUACAGCUGCUCAGCAGACUACGAGCUAAAGGAUGGUAGUGAUACAAGAAUAUGUUUGUCGUCGGGACAGUGGAGUGGAAUGCAACCAAGAUGUGAACACGUUUGCGCCAAAUAUGUGGCACAACCUGGCUCCGUUCGGUAUUGUAUUGUAACAAGCGAUAAGGCAGAACUAGUCUGUCCAGGAAUAACUGAGUGCCCGUCAGACCUCACUCCGGUCUGCUCAAGUGAUACACAAACUUACAACAACCUCUGUCUCCUAAAAAUUUCUGGCUGCAGAAAGUACGGCGUCAACGAUACAACAACCGCUGUAGCAAACGACAACUGUCUUUUCGGUGGAAUUUGUACUGAACUGCAACCAAAACCAUCACCUGGAGAUCAGUGCAGACAAACUGCGUAUCGAUAUUUCUACAAUACUGAAACGUCAGAGUGUGAACGGUACGCAAACGGACCCUGUUACAAAGGACAUAACAGUUUCUAUACAUUGGACGAUUGCAAAGAUCACUGUGAUACAAGUAAUCCUUGCAUUUCUAAUAUGGACCUUGGCUUGUGCAAUCUUCAUCAGCUACGUUACUAUUACAACCUGACAGAAGAGAAGUGCAUGGAAUUUAACUAUUCAGGCUGCUAUGGAAAUGAAAACAAUUUUAUAUCAAAGCCAACGUGCGAAGCAAAAUGCAGCGGAGUUCGCAUCAUGACUGCAGAAGAUUGCUGCAGAAAGAAUACCCUGAAAGAUCAGUGCAAAGGCGAACUAGUAUUAGAUAUUGAUGCUAUUGACAUCUUUAACAAAAAUGGAAGAGUGAUCGUUGGAAUAAAAUUCAAACCAAGGAAUUUAAAAUAUCUACCAGUACAAAAGUAUAAAAAUGCUUUUAAACUUUCGCUGCCAAUAGCUAAAAGUGAAGUGGAAGGAUGCGACAUGAAAUGUCCAAAGUUCGGUUCAAAGAAGAAAUAUUUAGUUGUUGUUAAAGGAGCCAGUAUCAAAAAGAGGCAAGUGAAAGCUGAAAAGUACCACUUAAUCCAAUACAGAGACGGCGGCGAAAAGUCUAAAAAGGUUGCUCAACUCAAACAAUGCAAUUAAAAUAGAUGAUGGCAUGAUCUGCAAGACUCACGUUGACGAGAAGAUUUGGGUAGACAAUUUGUGGUUGUUUGACUUCUAGCAAGUGCGCUAGAAUGUUUGUGUUAGUGCUGUUUUGAUACCUCUACAAUGUGACGUAGAGAUGACAAUGGAGACAAGCGAGAAAUUAUUGA
This is a messenger RNA of Corticium candelabrum, 8577 nucleotides long. Its product is annotated as venom factor-like. The transcript has 58 exons. Gene Ontology annotation, cellular component: extracellular region. Gene Ontology annotation, molecular function: serine-type endopeptidase inhibitor activity; protein binding. The coding region runs from base 47 to 8407 and encodes 2786 amino acids. The record is from RefSeq and is a predicted model, not a curated record. Lineage: Eukaryota; Metazoa; Porifera; Homoscleromorpha; Homosclerophorida; Plakinidae.